AUGGCAACUAACGAGUCUCUUAAUGGUAAAGCUCCUGCUGAAAACUUCGAAGCAUCACUUCGACAUUAUAUAUUGAAACGUUCAGAUUCGUAUGAUGGUCUUGGGAUUUUGAUAUCUGCUGAUGCUAAAACAGGUUUAAAUCCUCGUAUUCGUGAUGUAGAACUCGGAUCUCCAGGUCAUCGAGCUGGUUUACGUAAAGAUGAUCGUAUUAUUUAUGUCAAUGGUAUUAGUGCUGAGAAUCUUGACUUUAGCGAAGUUCUCAUACUGGUUCAACAAGGUUUAAAUAAUAAUAAUCUGAAGCUUUCAGUUAUUCAUGAAUCCAUAAAUUUUUGA
Molecule: messenger RNA, 333 nt
Organism: Rotaria socialis
Lineage: Eukaryota; Metazoa; Rotifera; Eurotatoria; Philodinida; Philodinidae
Source: the annotation of a GenBank genome assembly